This is a messenger RNA of Sander lucioperca (pikeperch), 2793 nucleotides long. It is a transcript of the gene taf6l, whose product is annotated as TAF6-like RNA polymerase II, p300/CBP-associated factor (PCAF)-associated factor. Gene Ontology annotation, molecular function: protein heterodimerization activity; RNA polymerase II general transcription initiation factor activity; transcription coactivator activity. Lineage: Eukaryota; Metazoa; Chordata; Actinopteri; Perciformes; Percidae. Gene Ontology annotation, biological process: RNA polymerase II preinitiation complex assembly; transcription initiation at RNA polymerase II promoter. The coding region runs from base 177 to 2096 and encodes 639 amino acids. The transcript has 12 exons. Gene Ontology annotation, cellular component: SAGA complex; transcription factor TFIID complex; SLIK (SAGA-like) complex. The record is from RefSeq and is a predicted model, not a curated record.
UUAUUUUGAAAAGUUUGACGGAUGUCUCCCUUUCUCUUUUUUACCAACUUGACACUUAAAUGGGUGCCUAAUGUUUAGAGAGCAACGUUAGCUACGCUGAUGUAAACUUUCACUCUGGCUCUGAUGAUACUCAGCCUUCAUUCUAGCUAAGAAGUUUCUGAGUGGUCGGCGUGAUCAUGGCGGACCGGGAGGAGCGCCGCUUCGCCGAGGUUUCCCGAGAGUCUGUCAAACUCAUGGCCGAGAGUGCAGGUGUAGAGCUCGCCGAUGAUGUGGCCGCUCUGCUGGCUGAAGAUGUGUGUUACCGGCUCAGGGAGGCAACGCAGAGCAGCUCUCAGUUCAUGAGACAUGCCAAGAGGAGGAAGCUGACAGUGGAGGACUUUAACAGAGCUCUGCGCUGGAGCAAGGUGGAGGCCAUAUGUGGCUACGGGGCCCAGGAUGCUCUUCCUUUCCGCUCAGUGAAAGAAGGAGAGCUUUUCUUCAUUGAGGAUCGGGACAUCAACCUGGUCGAGUUGGCUCUGGCCACCAACAUUCCCAAGGGCUGUGCUGAGACCAUGGUGCGAGUAAACGUGUCUUACCUGGAUGGGAAGGGCAACCUGGAGCCUCAGGGGACAGUUCCCACAGCGGUGCAGUCUCUGUCAGAUGACCUGUUGAAGUACUACCAGCAGAUCACACGGGCCAUCCUGGGAGAGGACCCCCACCUCAUGAAGGUGGCUCUGCUGGACCUCCAGUCCAACUCCAAGAUUGCUGCCCUCCUGCCAUACUUUGUUUAUGUCAUCAGUGGGGUGAAGUCAGUAAGCCAUGACCUGGAGCAGCUCAACAGGCUCCUCCACAUGGUGAAGAGCCUGGUUCAGAACCCCUACCUGUACCUGGGCUCGUACGUGCGCAGCCUGGUCUCCAGCGUCAUGUACUGCAUCCUGGAGCCACUGGCCGCCUCCAUCAACCCGCUCAACGACCACUGGACCCUCAGGGACUACGCAGCCCUGCUGCUCAGCCACAUCUUCUGGACUCAUGGCGAUCUGGUGAGUGGUCUGUACCAUCAGAUCUUGCUGUCGCUCCAGAAGGUUCUGUCUGACCCGGUGAGGCCUCUCUGCUCCCACUAUGGAGCCGUGGUGGGGCUUCAUGCUCUGGGAUGGAAGGCUGUUGAGAGAGUGCUCUUCCCACAUCUCCCUGCGUACUGGGCCAACCUCCAGGCUGUGCUGGAUGACUACUCCGUUUCCAACGCCCAGGUCAAAGCAGAUGGACAUAAGGUGUACGGAGCCAUCCUGGUGGCAGUGGAGCGCCUGCUGAAGAUGAAGGCUCUGUCUCUGUCUCAGCCAGCGGAGCUGGGCUCUGGGGGUCAGCCAGGCUCUGUGGGGGGGGCUAUGGGUUACAGGGUGAGCUCCCCCGGCCUCAGCCCUCCCCCUGAGCCUCUGUCAGAGGCCGCCCUGGGAAUCGCCAGCCACCUUCAGGCGGGCGGGGCCGGCUGUCCCUGGGAGGAGUGGACCCCGGUCCCUCUGCCCGCCAUGUACUGCGAGCUCUACUCCUUCUUCGGAGACAGCCUGGCGGUCCGGUUCAGUACCGGGCCCGGGUUCGGCAGCUUCCCUCCCUGCGCCCCGUCCCAUUCCGAUGGCGCCAGGAAGGAACCCCCUGGCCCUGCCUCCAACCCUGACACCACCCGAAAGAUGCCUCAGCUGACCGCCAACCUCAACAUCAGCCCCCGGCAGGACGGGAGUCCACGCACCGAUCCGCCCCCCCCCAGCCUGGCAGCUACUGGGUCAGGAAGGUCCCUGGCUCGCUCCUCCUCCGUGCAGCGCUCCAGAUCUUCCUCGUCCCGUUCGGGCCAGCGUUCAGCCGGUCCGUCUCGGGACGUUUUCCCCAAAGCUCGCUUCACCUCUCCUCAGACGGGACUUCCCGUGUUCUCCUUCCUCAUUGGCGGGCGGCAAAUGGGUCGCCGUUGCCAAGGCCGCCGCCCCUUCCAGACCACUUUUGCCCCGACUCCACCCCUCUCUGCCAUCGCACCGCGUGCCUACGCCCACAAACUGCCCGUCAUCGGCAGGGUGGGCAAACCUGUGCGCCGCUGGGCGUGCUCCCAUUACUCCCUUCACCUUCCUCUGUAGAGAGGGGGGGUCUCAGACUGUACUACUACACAGCAGGGUCCCACUGCUACAGACUCUACGCACAGCAAUAAACACACAGUACACGCAGUUUGGACACGCACAAGCAAAUUAAGAGAACGUUUCCCACUUUAACAUCACUUCAUCAGGCAGCGUUUUAGAAACAAUUUAAGAAACUGCACUGCAAAACACAGAAAAUAUGAAGCGCUGCAAGUAGGGCUGGGUGAUAAUUCAAUAUGAUAAUUGAUCGUCUUUCAAUGGAAUCAUAUCGUGAUGAAAUCAUAAAUCGAAAUAUCGUGAUAUACAAUUAUGUAGUCUAAAUUGAUCAUUUACAAGCACGUAACUCAGUUUGACUCAAAGUCUUUUGUGAAACAUUUUGAGGGGAUAUCAUUUGAAGAAUUGCAGAUUUGUUUUAACAUCACACUAUCUUUGUGCACGCAUAUAAUUUCACUUGAAACUGUUCAUCAUAUUAUUGAUGAUUUUUUUUUAUCUACAAUUGUGAUAUCCGAUUUUCUGCAUAUCGCCCAGCCCGACCUGGAAGUCCCACGGACCAACAGAAGUUUCCAGGGGAGACUAGUGACAUUAGUCAGUCGAUAAGCCCACAUGUCUGUUAAGUUGUAUACGACACAUUUGCUUGUGUUUUCUGUAUUUAUACACCGUAUUUCCCCACUGGGGAUCAAUAAAGGUGUAUCUUAUCUUA